Galeopterus variegatus (Sunda flying lemur) is the source of this 3009-nucleotide messenger RNA. It is a transcript of the gene ELOVL4, whose product is annotated as ELOVL fatty acid elongase 4. Gene Ontology annotation, biological process: fatty acid elongation, saturated fatty acid; fatty acid elongation, monounsaturated fatty acid; sphingolipid biosynthetic process. The transcript is spliced from 6 exons. NCBI's taxonomy places the organism in Eukaryota, Metazoa, Chordata, Mammalia, Dermoptera, Cynocephalidae. The record is from RefSeq and is a predicted model, not a curated record. Gene Ontology annotation, molecular function: fatty acid elongase activity. The coding region runs from base 322 to 1266 and encodes 314 amino acids. Gene Ontology annotation, cellular component: endoplasmic reticulum membrane; endoplasmic reticulum.
ACGUGACGCCGGCUGAGGAGAUUGGAGCGGCGGCGACGCGAGGCGGCAGACUGGUGCAGCGCCUUGCGCUCGCGGCGGAACUUCUUCUCGUCUGCCUCCUCCUGGGAUCCUUGACGACGCCUGCUCUGCCCGGCUCGUCGACGCCGCAGCCGUCACAUCUCCGCCGCCGGGGUGCCCCAAGGAGGAGACGACGCAGCUGGGCCUCGCUGUUAAAGGGGUCCCCGGCUGCCGCUUGCCCCCUCGGCCGUCUCCUGUGGGGUCAGCCCUGCCGCGGGGGUCCCCGCAUUAUCCUCCAGCCGCCAGCGUCCGCUUGUCGCCGCGAUGGGACUCCUGGACUCGGAGCCGGGCAGUGUCCUGAACGUGGUGUCCACGGCUCUCAAUGACACCGUGGAGUUCUACCGCUGGACCUGGUCCAUCGCAGAUAAACGUGUGGAAAAUUGGCCUCUGAUGCAAUCUCCAUGGCCUACAAUAAGCAUAAGUACUCUUUAUCUCCUGUUUGUGUGGCUGGGUCCAAAAUGGAUGAAGGACCGAGAACCCUUUCAGAUGCGCUUUGUGCUCAUUUUCUAUAAUUUUGGGAUGGUUUUGCUUAACCUUUUUAUCUUCAGAGAGUUAUUCAUGGGAUCAUAUAAUGCAGGAUAUAGCUAUAUUUGCCAGAGUGUGGAUUAUUCUAAUAAUGUUAAUGAAGUCAGGAUAGCUGCUGCUCUGUGGUGGUACUUUGUAUCUAAAGGAGUUGAGUAUUUGGACACAGUGUUUUUUAUCCUAAGAAAGAAGAACAACCAAGUUUCUUUCCUUCAUGUAUAUCAUCACUGUACAAUGUUUACAUUGUGGUGGAUUGGUAUUAAGUGGGUUGCAGGGGGACAAGCAUUUUUUGGAGCCCAGUUGAAUUCCUUUAUCCACGUGAUUAUGUACUCAUACUAUGGGUUAACUGCAUUUGGCCCAUGGAUCCAGAAGUAUCUCUGGUGGAAACGAUACCUAACCAUGUUGCAGCUGGUUCAGUUUCAUGUGACCAUUGGGCACACAGCACUGUCUCUUUACACUGACUGCCCCUUCCCCAAAUGGAUGCACUGGGCUCUCAUUGUCUACGCCAUCAGCUUCAUAUGUCUGUUUCUUAACUUCUAUGUUCGGACGUACAACCAACCUAAGAAACAAAAAACUGGAAAAACAGCCAUGAAUGGUAUUUCAGCAAAUGGUGUGAACAAAUCAGAAAAGCAGCUAGUGAUAGAAAAUGGAAAAAAGCAGAAAAAUGGAAAAGCAAAAGGAGAGUAAAUUGAACUGGGCCUUAACUGUUAUUGACAGUGAGGAAACUCCCAUGUCAUAUAAAAUUUCAGGGAAAACAGAGGCUAAUGAGAGCUUAGGGAUGGGGAGAAAAGGCAAAUGUGCUCUAUGUACUAGUAAACUUUAUACUGAGUAAAGUGUUAAGUGUAAUACCCACAUGUUUUAUUUAUAAAGUUUUUAUUUUAAACAUUUUUUAAAAAUUAGCCUUGAUGUUGUCCAGACCAAAGCAAUCAUUAUGUGACUUUGGAAACUCUCCCUCUGUCCACACCCACUUGUCCAAUGGAUGAGAUUUUUUCAUUUAUCUUAUAUUCACUCAUUUUUCAGUCUGAAUUUUAGACGAUCACAGAAACACAGUCUAUAUUGAUUUUUUUGGGUAAAUUACUCAUUACCUACUGAUUAAAAUCAGUUACUUUACAUUUUCUUGUCCAAAGCUGGAAAUGUGGAUACAUUUAAAUUUGCAUAUUAGAAUUCAUUUGCUGACCAGAAUAGUCGAAUCUCUCCACCUCUAGUCAGAAUAUACCCUUUUGUUUGUAAUUUAAUUUAAAAAAUCUGCUGAUAUCUGUAGAAUCUUAGAGGCUUGACGAUGGUGGUGUUGGUGAAAAUAAGAAAGAAUUGUAGUAAAAUCCUGUCUGAUGACUCAAAGGUCAUCAUGACUCUUGGCACAAAUCACUGUGGGAAACAAUUUUUGUGAUGAAAAGGCAGCCUUUGAAUACUCCUGUUACUAGCAGAAAUAUAUUAUGAAACUAUUAUUAUCUGAUUAAAACAUGAAACAACUCAUGUCUUUAUUAGUAACAUAAAAUAGUUACAUUUAUUUGCUAUUAGAAGAGUAUGUUCAUUUCUGUCAAUCUUCCUUAUUUUGAUUUGUGGCUGUUACUGAUUUUUCAUAUGUGGAAAUAUACCUACCUCUUCUGUUGGAAAGAACAUUUAAAAUUAAAUAAAUUUUAAUUAAAAAUAUCAAGGAGUCUUCUAACAUAAAUUUUAAUAUUAACUUUUGAAUCUACUAGUAUUUUUUGCUUUUUUACAAAUAGCAUACACUAAACAUUUCUGUGAAACUAUCCUUCUCUUUCAAUGUGUUUAAUUUUGGAAUGAUAUUUUCCUUGUGACUAAGUUGCAAGAUCUUAUUUAUUAACUAGAUAUGAAGUGUAAACCCAUUUUGGUGCAAUAUUCUUGACUCCUUGGUGCUAAAGAUCAUUAAAUUCAGUGCUUGAUGUUACAAGGUAUUAAUUUAAAAGACAAUAAAAGUGAGAGCAGUCAGAACCAUAAAAUUAAAUUUGCUAUUUAGAAAUGAAGUAUUUCAUGUGAUAUAAAUAAGCAACUAGACAAAAUAGGAAAGAGAAUUUGUACUAUGUUUUAUUACAUAGGUUAAUUUGUUAGGGGGAUUGGGACAAAAAGAGCAUGAAUAUUUCUAAGUAUCUCAACAUGUCCAAACUGCAUGUGUAGGAUGUAUGCUCUUUAUACCGACAAACUAUUUCAGAAUAUUUGUAAACUAGAAGAUAUUGUUCAUUAGAAUUACAUACCUUUUCCCCAAAGGCAUGCAGCCAUGAGAAUUACAGAAAAUUUGCAACACAUAUAGUAGUUUGGUCAAAGAGGAUUCAGCACCUUUGUUUUUGCUGCUCAGUGUGUAAUGGCUAGAGAUUUGUAAAUCUUUGUGAAAUUCUGUACUGGUUCCGCAGAACUAUUCAUUCCCUGCUACCUGAUUUCAGCACAAUAAAAAUACUAUUGUUGUGGGAAAAA